AUGAUCAAAUUUAGCCUGAUCACAGCAUUAUUUUUAUCCCUUGCCUUUGCUCACGAAGACCCCAAGCAGGUGGGCACAGAUUUGUACGAGUCCCCUCCAGAGGGCGUUUCGUGGCAGUCAUGGCACAUGAAGUCAGAACACGGUAUCGAUCAACAUGACCCCGAGUCCGUGUUCAAACUUCACGACACGAGGAAUGUGAAUUCGCUGAGUGGAAAUGACAUUCUGAGAAUGUAUGGUCUGAUGAGGGAAGAAGUCGUUGGCAAAGGAGACGGUAUGGGAUCUCAUGAUAGAUCCGAAGGAAUCAAGGAGGGAACUAAAGAGAGGAUCCUGAGCACGGUAAUGGGAUUGAUUGACAAAAACAACGACGGUGAAAUUUCGUUCGAGGAGUGGAAAGAGUUCUCUGCUGCUGGCGGCGAGCUUCCGGAUAUGGGUGUUGGUGUUGGACAUGAGCUCGGCUUCGAAGGUGAGUACGAGAGACAUCAUUGGCUCGAGCACCAUGCUGAGAAUGACCCUGAAGUAUACAUCCAGCACCCAGAAGAUAUAGAGCACGAACUGUUGCAUCACGAGCACGAAGUUGAGCACGAAGCCGAGCACGAACAAGAGCAUGAAGGUGUGGCUCAGACCAAAACAACUAAGUCGCAGAUCAUAUUGGCAAAUAUACCAAAGAGAUUUUUGGCCUAG
Molecule: messenger RNA, 681 nt
Organism: Kuraishia capsulata CBS 1993
Lineage: Eukaryota; Fungi; Ascomycota; Pichiomycetes; Pichiales; Pichiaceae
Exons: 1
Coding region: 1-681 (226 amino acids)
Cellular component (GO): endoplasmic reticulum-Golgi intermediate compartment; extracellular exosome
Molecular function (GO): calcium ion binding
Source: RefSeq, a predicted model, not a curated record